Molecule: messenger RNA, 924 nt
Organism: Vespa crabro (European hornet)
Lineage: Eukaryota; Metazoa; Arthropoda; Insecta; Hymenoptera; Vespidae
Exons: 2
Source: RefSeq, a predicted model, not a curated record
UAUAACAAUAAUAAUAAUAAUAAUAAUAAUAAUAAUAAUAAUAUUAAUAAUAAUAAUAGUAAUAACAAUAAUAAUAAUAGUAUUAAUAAUACAGUAAUAACAAUAAUAACAUUAAUAAUAAAUAAUAAUAAUAAUAAUAAUAAUAAUAAUAAUAAUAAUAAUAACAAUAAUAAUAACAAUACCAAUAACAGUAAAAAUAACAAUAACAAUAACAAUAUAAAUAAUAAUAAUAAUAAUAAUAAUAAUAAUAACAAUAACGAUAACAAUAACAAUAACAAUAAUAAUAAUAAUAAUAAUAAUAACAAUAAUAAUAACAAUAAUAAUAACAAUAACAAUAACAAUAACAAUAUCAAUAACAAUAAUAAUAACUAUGACAAUAAAAAUCACAAUAAUAAUAAUAAUAAUAACAAUAAUAACAACAAUAACAAUAACAAUAACAAUAUCAAUAACAAUAAUAAUAACUAUAACAAUAACAAUAACAAUAAUAAUAACAAUAACAAUAAUAAUAAUAAUAAUAAUAAUAACAAUAAUAAUAACAAUAAUAAUAACAAUAACAAUAACAAUAACAAUAACAAUAACAACAACAAUAACAAUAUCAAUAACUUUAACAAUAACAAUAACAAUAAUAAUAAUAAUAAUAAUAAUAAUAAUAAUAAUAAUAAUAAUAACAAUAACAAUAACGAUUACAAUAAAAAAAACAAUAACCAUAUCAAUAACAAUAACAAUAACAAUAACAAUAAUAAUAAUAAUAAUAAUAAAAAUAAUAAUAAUAAUAAUAAUAAUAAAAAUAAUAAUAAUAAUAACAGUAAUAACAACAAUAAUAAUAACAAUAACAAUAACAAUAACAUUAACAAUAACAAUAACAAUAACAAUAACAAUAACAAUAACAAUAACAAUAACAAUAACAAUUAUAGUAAUAAUAAU